AUGGAUUAUACCAGUCACAGUUGGGGUUCCACUUCCAAUGCGUUCAUAUUUUCUCUCCGCAACAAAGAAGGUCUUGGACCAUUUAAGAGCAUGGUAACGAACCCAUCAAAAGCAAUUCGCAAGUACUCAGGUUACGGUCCAUCAUUUGGAUCGCAGUAUAGCAUCUACAUCGCUAACAAUGCCAACAGUAACACUCAUUCCUACACUAACUUUGGCUACUCUUACUCUGUUCCAAGUGGAGUACAAAACAAGUACACAAUCCUGGCUGGGACUCGUAACUUCACACCUGAUGAGGUGGAGGUGUUUUAUCUUGGCUGA
This is a messenger RNA of Orbicella faveolata, 318 nucleotides long. RefSeq lists its product as uncharacterized. The record is from RefSeq and is a predicted model, not a curated record. NCBI's taxonomy places the organism in Eukaryota, Metazoa, Cnidaria, Anthozoa, Scleractinia, Merulinidae.